Messenger RNA from Mesorhabditis spiculigera, 213 nucleotides. NCBI's taxonomy places the organism in Eukaryota, Metazoa, Nematoda, Chromadorea, Rhabditida, Rhabditidae. The record is from the annotation of a GenBank genome assembly.
AUGGAUUUCCUUCGCCUUCCCUAUAUCUUCCAUCACAAACUGGCGGGAUACAUCGACGGAAUGGACGUCUACACCCGUUUCCGCUUCUCUCGAUCCUGCAGCGAAGACGGACAGCGACUCGUGGCCAGUUGCAACCUUCGCCCUGCAGUCAGAAACCGCUACCUCCCCAAGGAGUACUGUCUUUCUGUGAAGCCAGAGGAGCCAACCUCGGCC